AUGGCAAGGGUUUCCUACGUUGAAAGUUUACCUUUGGCCAAUUCACCUGAGGUGUUUGGCCUGCACCCCAAUGCUGAGAUCGACUAUUAUUCUUCUGCAGCCAAGGAAAUGUGGCUCCAAUUGCUCGAACUGCAACCACAGACUGGAAACCAAUCAACCUCUGUCAAUCGAGACGAACUCAUCAGCCAUGUUGCUGAUGACGUGCUUAAGGCGUUGCCUGCUUGCUUUAACGGGGAGGCUAUUCGAAAACGAUAUCAAAACGAAAUGUCGCCCACCACAGUGGUACUAUUGCAAGUAAGCGAAGCUAAGUUGUUGCCUAACUAUGGAGCUGUAUUGUGGGUAACCUGGCCAAGUCUUAGGUCCUAA
Molecule: messenger RNA, 366 nt
Organism: Protopolystoma xenopodis
Lineage: Eukaryota; Metazoa; Platyhelminthes; Monogenea; Polystomatidea; Polystomatidae
Source: the annotation of a GenBank genome assembly